Oppia nitens is the source of this 798-nucleotide messenger RNA. RefSeq names its product nose resistant to fluoxetine protein 6-like. NCBI's taxonomy places the organism in Eukaryota, Metazoa, Arthropoda, Arachnida, Sarcoptiformes, Oppiidae. The record is from RefSeq and is a predicted model, not a curated record. Bases 1 to 798 code for a protein of 265 amino acids. The transcript is spliced from 8 exons.
AUGAAAUCAAGUCCCAUAUAUGCCAAUCAUUAUUUUGCCCGUCAAUUCUUUGCUUAUUUUAAUGAAUCCCAAAUCAGUGUCGAGUGCCGGACAGUAGCCGCCUAUGUGGCCGACCAUCAAAACGACGACUGGGCUCUCAAAUUAAUAGACUCAAGUGGUGUAGUGGGUGCAGGUCUGGCAAAAGGCAAUUAUCAGUUUAUGGGUGACUUUGACGAGUGUCUCGACGUUAAAGUCACGCUAUCGGGUGACCGACAAAUAACGGGUAUUACCGGACAGUAUUGUACACUUAAUAUACCUGUCGAGACACUAGUUGGCAAUAAUGAGUCUAAACAUUCAACAUUGAAUGUUGAAUCGUUACAUUUGACGCCAACAUUGGGAAUAUGUAUACCAAAUGCAUGUAAUAUAAGAGACUUAACAAAUAUAUUGACAACAUUUUCGUUAAAAACUAAUAUUAAUGUUACUGUAAGUGAUUGUACUGAUCCCAAUGAAAAUAACAUUAAAUGGUAUCACAUAUUUAUUAUUUCCGCAUUUGCAACAAUAUUGGUACUCAUUUUUAUUGGCACUUUCAUUGACGUCACAAACAUUUUCAGACAAAAAUCUUCAGUAAAAUUGGUCACAACGUUAAAAGCAUUUUCAUUGUACACUAAUACGGAACAGCUGUUGAGCACCGGUAGCCAAAAGGAGACGAUUAGUUGUUUUCAUGGCUUCCGUGUCAUCAGUUUGUGUUUCAUUAUUAUCUAUCAUAUCUGGACUGAAGCACAACUACCAAGUGGAUUUAAGUCUCAUUUAAAUCAUUGA